CAGACAUUUGGAAUCUCUGACCCUGAGGGUGAAGAAAAUCAACAGCAAAAAAUAAUGGAGAGGGAACAGGCAGCUUUUCCAUCCAUUUCACCUAGUCAAAGUGAUGCUGAAAAGUUAAACAACAGUAGUGCCAAUAACAAUCAAACAGAGAAUUUAGAAAAACACGUCAGUUUACAUGAAAGUAAGAGGCCUCAUGAAUGUAACAUCUGCAGGAGAGCUUUCAGUCGUCCAGAUCGCUUGGAGAUUCACAAGCGGACACAUACAGGUGAGAAACCCUUUAAAUGUGAUGUGUGUGGGAAGGCAUUCAUCCGAUCAGGAGACUUACAGAGUCACAUCAUAAUACACUCGGGUGAUAAACCUUAUAAAUGUGAUGUAUGUAAAAAAACAUUUAACAGGUCUAGGAACUUACGAAGACACAUGAAGACACACACAGAGGAUGGACUUUAUAAAUGUGAUGUGUGUGGGAAGGCCUUUAACCAAUCAGGAAACUUAAACAUGCACAUUAUGAUACAUACAGGUGAUAAACUUUUUAUUUGUGAUGUAUGUGGGAAGGCAUUUAACCACUCAGGAAACUUACGUAAACACGUGAGGACACAUACAGGUGAUAAACCCUUCAAGUGUGGUGUGUGUGGGAAGGCAUUCAGUCAGGCAGGAAACUUAAACAUACACAUGAGGACACAUACAGGUGAAAAACCUUUUAAGUGUGACGUGUGUGGGAAGACAUUCAGGGAUUCAAUGGCCUUAGAGAAACACAUGAGGACACAUACAGGUGAUAAACCCUAUAAAUGUGAUGUGUGCAGGAAGGCAUUUAGCCAAUCAGGAAACUUAAACAUACACAUGAGGACACAUACAGGUGUUAAAUCUUUUAAAUGUGGUGUGUGUGAGAAAGCAUAUACCAACUCAGGAUACUUAAAGGUACACAUGAGGAAACACGCAGGUGAAUAACUAUAUACUGUUAAAAGAGAUGUUCUGAAGGACAUGCAACCAGUCAGGGCAAUCGAAGAAACCAUUACGAUACACAAAUGAGAUAAAUGCAUACCUUUUUAAAGUGUUGGAUAGUUAUUGUGAAAAAUGUUUCACAUACCAUGGUGAGGUGCAGCAGAACUAUCCCAAUAGCCAUCGUCCAACUAAAAAGGAUUCAAGUUUGUACUUCCUGCAUGGUAAUUCCAAUCAUCUCAAAAAUCUUUGCAGAUGGAACGUUAGUCCAGGCAAAUUUGGAGCAGAAAAGAAAACAGCAAGUAGAUGGAAAAAUUACAGACAACAUAGAUUACUUAUUGUAUGAAGAGAGGUUUGACAAUGAUGGCUUUUUCCAUAGCAGCACAAAAGAUGAAGGAUAGCUCCACAUUUCCAUAGCAGCACAAAAGAUGAAGGAUAACUCCACAUUUCUAUAUCAGCACAAAAGAUGAAGGAUAGCUCCACAUUUCUAUAGCAGCACAAAAGAUGAAGGACAGCUCCACAUUUCUAUAUCAGCACAAA
Molecule: messenger RNA, 1476 nt
Organism: Saccostrea echinata
Lineage: Eukaryota; Metazoa; Mollusca; Bivalvia; Ostreida; Ostreidae
Product: zinc finger protein 239-like
Exons: 3
Coding region: 55-945 (296 amino acids)
Source: RefSeq, a predicted model, not a curated record